This is a messenger RNA of Carassius carassius (crucian carp), 3263 nucleotides long. RefSeq names its product rho GTPase-activating protein 11A-like. The transcript is spliced from 12 exons. The coding region runs from base 30 to 2816 and encodes 928 amino acids. Gene Ontology annotation, biological process: signal transduction. The record is from RefSeq and is a predicted model, not a curated record. NCBI's taxonomy places the organism in Eukaryota, Metazoa, Chordata, Actinopteri, Cypriniformes, Cyprinidae.
CUAAAGCACCUUUUAACUCAGUACCUCUCAUGUCGAGCCGUUUUAAAUCCGUCGUAAUGAAGGUUUUGCAGAGAAAUGUGGUUCGUCUAGCCGUCGUUCAGCAUCUCCGCUCGGUUUAUGGAAUAAAAAUCAAAAACUGGAAUAAAAACAGAAACAAACAGACGCCGACGAACACGGUGAAGGUGUUUGGGGUUGCUCUUGAAGGUUUGCCACACUGUCAUGUGUUCGACUACGGAGACGUGCCCUGUUUUAUAGCAGAUGUUUGUACGAGUCUCCUGGAGCAUCUGGACACCGAGGGCCUCUUCAGGAAGUCCGGUUCUGUCGUGCGGGUCAAGAGCCUCAGGGCCAGACUGGAGCAGGGCGAGGACUGUCUGUCCACUGCUCUCCCGCUGGACGUCGCUGGACUUCUGAAGCAGUUUUUCCGGGAGCUUCCCGAACCGGUUCUGACCUCUGACCUCCACAGUGCUUUCCUGAAGGCCCAGGAGCUGCCCACAGAUGAGGAGAGGACCUCGGCCACGGUCCUGCUGUCCUGCGUGCUGCCCGACAGGAAUCUAAACACACUGCGAUACUUCUUCAGUUUCCUGAAGAGCGUCUCACAGCGAUGUGCUGAGAAUAAGAUGGACAGCAGUAAUCUGUCGGUCAUCUUUGCUCCUAAUCUCUUUCACUGUGGAGACGGCGGGGACAAGAUGAGCAGCAGCACAGAGAAGAGACUCAAGCAUCAGGCAUCGGCUGUGCAGCGGCUCAUAGAUAACGCUCAACACCUCGGUGUGGUUCCUCGGUUCCUGAUGGAGAAGGUUCCAGUCAUGUUGGGUUGUGAUGCUGGAGUGUUUUCUCCAUCGUCUGUGUCUCUAGAAGAGAGUAACGCUCACUCAGAACUGAAGAAGAGCAACAGACGCAGUUUAGGAGACAUGGUUAAUGGAGCUCUGAAUAGGUUUAAAACUAGUAGAACCCCAACAAAUACCCCUCAGUCUGAUGGAGCAGUUUUCUCCAAAGCCACUCCUGUCAUCAUGACUCCGAACUCCAAGCGUAAGCUUCCUGGCGAGCCGACACACACUUACGGGUUCUCAAGCAAGAAACGCAGGUCCAUCAAGAAGAACCUGGGCCUGGAGCUGUUCCCAGACGCUCUGUUUGGAGGAGCGUCUACACCUGGAUCAGGUGAGGGAGCUCUGGACUCGUCUCACAGCGGUUUACUGUCUUCUGUGGGCAGAAACACUCGACUGUCCAGCAGCUCUGCCAAGAGGAAGAGCAGACGACUGAGAGACCGCAGAGUUGAAUCGGGGAAGGCAGGCUGUUUCUCGCCCAGAGUCGCUAAGAAAGAGCCUGUGAGGAAAUCUCUGCGUCUGCGCUUCAGUUUGGGCAAAUCCAGCCGAGAGUCUAACGUCAUUACACAUUCACAACUGGGGCCGAAGAGGUCAGAGGUCGUAGGUUUUCGCCUAGCGACACAAGAGAGUUCUGGGUUUCACUUCACCAAGGAGCUCAGUCCGGCUGUCUUGAACCAGAGUCCCUCGAAAGGCUCCAAGUUCAUGAGUAAAUCCGAGGAUAACCUGCUGAUGACGCAGUGUGUUUCUACAGACCACCGGAGCUCAUGGAGCCGAGACACUCCUGACGUCGACCUGAGCUUCCCGAGGGAUUCCUUCUGUGAGACUCCCAUGAGCAUCUGUGUGAAGAGCAGCUCCCGCUCCGAGCCAACCAUCAUCCUGAGCAAACCUGUGAUUCCCAAGAGCCUCUGCUGCGCCUCCAGUGACGACAGCACCUUGGACUCGUUCAGUGAAGACCGCUCUCACACCGGACCCACACUACUGAAGAUCAAUCAAGCUUUCAGUGAAUCUGACAGCGACCUCCACAGCAUCCUUACACAGCAGAACUACGACGAACCGCAAGACAGCCCUUGUGCAAACUCUGACGUGGGUUUAUCUUCGGAAGCCUCACACAAAUCAAUGUCUGAUUCCAGCGGGUUGAAUGAUCACAAUGUGACGUUCGGUCAAAUCGAGAUUGUUCCUUUGUCGCCUCUAUAUAUAGACAGCGCUCUGUUUGACAGCGGACCGAAACGGUUUGCGAACACCAGCUCUAACGGAUCUCUUUGUCUUGAAAAUGAAAGCAACGCUUUCCUAAAAAAUGUCUCUGGAGACUGCAGUCAACUGGUCGACGCUUUAGACAUCCAGAGUCCCGUGGCUUUCAGACUGGAGACGUCCAACAGAGUUCAAUCAACUCCGUAUGCAACAAGAUCCCAAACGAAUGUCAAUACGUCCCUGCUGAGUGAGCUCAAAGAGUCUUUAUUAACAGAUAAGACCGACAGUCCACAGGAUCAAGCAGAGAUGCCACAGAACCCUACUGGAGCCAAUGAAGCACGCCGAAUGAGAGUCGCUGACCAGAUUAAACGCUUCAACAUGAUGACGCUGAAUUCACCCCAAACCAAAGUGGUCCGAUCUCCUCUGAAGCUCCAGCGCACGCCGGUCCGCCAGUCGGUCAGGAGGAUCAACUCUUUGAUCGGAGGCCGGAAGGACACAAGGAUGGGUUGGUGCUCCGCCAGUCAGAGGAAGACUGUGAGUUUAGAAAGUGGUUUGCAAACAUCCUCGAAACCCAAACCUCCAGUUCCUCUGGAGAAACCAGCGGUCAAAGUGCUGGAAGACGUCACCAAUAAGGCCCCAAAGACCAAGUGGGACACCCUCUCAGCCAAUAAUAACGCUGCAAAUGAACGUCCCAAAUCUAUCCUGCUUCAAGUUUCUGAAAACGAUACGAGUUACUAUAGAGGUUCACCUAAAAACCCUGUAACAGAGGGAAGGCUGCUGUCAGCGAUCAAACCCAUUGAUAUAUGAGUCGCCAUUACUUUGAACUCUUUCUUCUGCAGAUGUUUCUGAACUCUGGCAUUCAGGGGUCUUAAUUUAUUUCGCAAAGGUGGGCUUUGACCGUUUUACAGGUGAAUGGUGCAAGUGAUGUUUUUACAUUCUGAAAAUUGCUAAAUUUGUUUCAGUAUAUGGUUUGGAUUUCAGGGUCGCUUGGGUUUGAACGUAAAAACUCAAAUGUACGAGAAGCAAACCCUGAGGUCACAAUAUGAAAUCCAUAGUUUAAAAAUAUGCCUGAUUAUCUAUUAGUUUUGCUGUAAGUGAAAAGACGAGAUCAUGAAAGUGUGAAGAGUGAUGUUUAUCUUAGAAUAGUUCAUGAGUGUAUUUAAAAUAAAAAUGGAUGUUUGUAAAUUAGAUCAGAGAAGGUUGGAUUUGGGAAGUGUCUUAUUUACGGUUAUUUAUGUUUUAUGUAAAAACUAG